Molecule: messenger RNA, 1887 nt
Organism: Salvelinus fontinalis (brook trout)
Lineage: Eukaryota; Metazoa; Chordata; Actinopteri; Salmoniformes; Salmonidae
Product: potassium channel subfamily K member 13-like
Exons: 4
Coding region: 70-1353 (427 amino acids)
Biological process (GO): potassium ion transmembrane transport; stabilization of membrane potential
Cellular component (GO): membrane
Molecular function (GO): potassium ion leak channel activity
Source: RefSeq, a predicted model, not a curated record
UGUGCCUUCAUCUGACACGAUGCGGAGGCUCCUUCUCGCAGGGACCUCGGUGUCCUCGCUGCCGCCGUAAUGGCGUGCAGGAGAGGCUGCUGCUGCGGUGUGGUGAACGAGGAUAACGCGCGGUUUCUGAUGCUGGCGGUGCUGAUCGUGCUGUAUCUGCUGUGCGGUGCUGCUGUGUUCUCUGCGUUGGAGCAGCCGAAGGAGCUACAGGCAAACGAGCAGUGGGCGCAGCGCUUCGAGAGAUUCACCCAGAAGCACAACCUUAACCGGACCGACUUGGAGACAUUUCUCCGUUUCUAUGAGGAGGCGAACAUCGCCGGUAUCCGCGUGGAUACACUGAGACCGCGCUGGGAUUUUACCGGCGCCUUUUACUUUGUUGGGACCGUGGUGUCGACCAUAGGAUUUGGCAUGACCACCCCGACCACGGUCAGUGGCAAAGUCUUCCUCAUCUUCUAUGGCCUGAUCGGCUGCGCCUCCACCAUCCUAUUCUUCAACCUCUUCCUGGAGCGCAUCAUCACCGUGCUCGCCUUCGUGCUCAAGUCAUGCCACGAUCUGCAGCGCCGGCGCCAGGGCGUCAUGCCCCACGAUGGCCUCAGGGGGGCGCCACCGCCAGGACCCAGAGAUAGAGACAAGGACAGUCUGGCUGGAUGGAAGCCUUCUGUGUACUACGUGAUGCUGAUUCUUUGUGUAGCUGCUGUGGUGAUAUCCUGCUGUGCCUCGGCCAUGUAUUCAGCGGUGGAGGGGUGGGGCUAUCUGGACUCGCUGUACUUCUGUUUUGUGGCGUUCAGCACCAUCGGGUUCGGGGACAUGGUAAGCAGCCAGAGGGUUACGUACGACGGGAACCAGACAGCCUACAGACUGGGGAACUUCCUGUUUAUAUUGAUGGGUGUCUGCUGUAUCUACUCGCUGUUCAACGUCAUAUCCAUUGUCAUCAAGCAGCAGACUCUCAACUGGCUGCUGAGAAAGCUGGACAUCUUCUGCUACCGAGGUUGCUGCCACUGCUGCCCCGCCGGGAUCGCGAAGAGAUUGCACCCGCGGCGGAAUGCCGUGAUGCCCAGCGGCACUGGACACGGACACUCCCGGGCGCGGCGGACUGUCUCCAUAGAAACGGACGCGUUGAAUGAGAGUGAGACGGAUGGAGGACGGCGGAUGUCAGGGGAGAUGAUCUCCAUGAGGGACUUCCUGGCAGCCAAUAAGGGGAACCUGGACCUGAUGCUGCUGUCGGAGGCAGCAGCCAAUGGGAUCCCUCGGCCUUCCGUCUCCAACCAAAACAGACAGAAUGGUUUCUCUGGGGGAGUAGGGGCGCUGGGCAUCAUGAACAACAGGCUGGUUGAGACCAGUGUGGAUAGAUGACUGAAUAUUACAGUCGUUAUGCAGGCUUACCCUUAUUGACAUGUGUACAGUAUUUGUUAUUGACAGCUAUGGUGUUGUUUUGUAGGAGACAGAUCAUGCUUUUAUGCUUGAAUAGGUGCUCAGAAAUUGAAAUCAGUUGUCAAAUACAUAAAGAUCUUGAUUGAGGAACUCCCCUUCACUCUGCUAUAAAACAAAUCAUCAGAUAUCACACUAUAUUGCAAAUACGGUUCCAAAAAAUGUUAUAAAACUACAAGGAAAACCCUGUACUGAUACAUUUGAUUGAUUCUAAAAGUGCUAGCUGUCAUUUAAUCUGUAACAGAAUAGUACUUCUUCCUCUCUUUCGUUUUUAAAUAUGAAUAAGAAAAAUUGAAAGAAGACUGAAAUCUAUUACCUGAAAUUGCACAUACUAAUUUCAAACUUACCCUGCACCCCUCAAUAGAGUUAAAAAGGAGACAUUUGCAAUGUUUCAGGAAGAACUGAAAUCAAUUCAAGUAUGCAGGAAUAAAUACAAUUUACUUAUAAAUUCUGUUUAUA